AUGACGCUUUUACGAAUUUCACAAAAGGACUCGUUCGACGGCAUUGAAGAUGUAAAACUCCGAACGUUAAAUGCGGUGAUGGAUGAAGAAGGUAUAAUACGUAUGAAAUCCAAAAUCGUGCAACGUGAUGAUGGGUAUCCCUUUCGCUAUCCUAUUGUUUUACUGGGAGAGAACCAUGUAACUCGCUUGCUAAUAGAACAAAGUCAUGUAAGUUUAAAACAUAGCAAUGUUAGUACGAUGCUUAGCCAUCUACGAGAGGAGUACUGGAUCAUACAUGGUCGUAGGGUUGCGAGAUCCGUUGUAAGAAAAUGUGUAAUCUGUACACGACAGAGAGCUAAACCAUUAGAAGUCGCGCCAGCUCCUUUGCCGAGGGAUCGCGUACGUGACGCUCGGAUAUUCGAGGUGACGGGAGUUGAUUUCGCGGGGCCAGUCUAUUUGAAAGGUGAUCUAAAGGCAUGGAUUUGUAUUUUUACCUGUGCCAUAUACCGUGCGGUCCAUUUUGAGCUUGUUACUUCGUUAUCAACAGAAAGAUUCAUGGAAUCUUUUCGCAGGUUUAUAGCCAGAAGGGGUCGACCUAGUACCGUGUAUAGCGAUAAUGGAACCAAUUUUGAAGGGUUUAGCAACUUAUUGAAACGUAUUGAUUGGGUCAAAAUAAACGAACUCAGUCGUGUACAGAAGAUACAGUGGAAAUUUAAUCCGCCUUCCGCUCCUUGGUGGGAGCGUCUCAUUCAAAUUUUAAAGAGAACUUUGCGCAAGAUACUAGGAAGGGCGUGUUUAGAAUAUGAAGAAAUGCUAACCGUUUUGUGCGACUGCGAGUCCAUCAUUAAUGCCCGACCGUUGACGUACUUGUCCGAGGAUCCUAGGGAUCCCAGUCCUAUUACUCCUAAUAUGUUCUUACAAGAAAUCCAAGAGGUUGGAGUACCCGAUUGCGAUGUAAUUGAUAGAGAAAAGUUCAAGGGAAGAUUCAGGUACCGACAGCGAUUAAAAGAUGAACUAAAACAACGGUUCCGUACAGAAUAUUUGGGUGAACUUAAGUAUAACUGUUUGAGACCCAACGUCUCAGCCUCUUGCGGAGGCAUCAUAGCGCCGGGCAAACGUAAAGCGAGACACUUCUCCCUGUGUCUUUUCUCGUGCCACAUUUCCUCGCGCUCCAGUCUUCCAGAGGCGCUCGCGAACAAUAACGCUAGGAAGAAAACUCCCGAAGCGCGCCAGAUAUCGAUAGGCGACAUUGUAAUGAUAGGGAAUGAUUGUACGAAACGUUUCGCGUGGCCACUUGGUCGUGUGUUAGAAGUUUUUCCGGGUAAGGAUGGAAUUGUUAGAGUGGCACGUCUAGUUACCGCAGCUGGUCAGUUAAUACGUCCGGUACAGAGAUUGUAUCCGCUUGAAGUUGAUCUCGAUGUUAUUCCUGAGCAACUACGUACGUUCUAUAAGGAAAAGGUGGUCAAGACCCGUGGCUCGAAGGAAGAAACGAAGAAGUUAAGCGAUACUAAAGCGAUCGAAACCGCGCUCUGUGUAACCUCGGAGCGUCGCAAGACGAUGGCGUUGCGAUCGAGUAGUAGCGCGCUGCUAUCCGCUAGUAGUAGUAUGUGGGCUUCCAGCGAGCGAGCAGAACACAACGAUCCGUGUAUUGUAUCGAGAGCGGAAUAA
Vollenhovia emeryi is the source of this 1647-nucleotide messenger RNA. RefSeq lists its product as uncharacterized. Bases 1 to 1647 code for a protein of 548 amino acids. Lineage: Eukaryota; Metazoa; Arthropoda; Insecta; Hymenoptera; Formicidae. The record is from RefSeq and is a predicted model, not a curated record. The transcript has 3 exons. Gene Ontology annotation, biological process: DNA integration. Gene Ontology annotation, molecular function: nucleic acid binding.